Molecule: messenger RNA, 721 nt
Organism: Penaeus indicus
Lineage: Eukaryota; Metazoa; Arthropoda; Malacostraca; Decapoda; Penaeidae
Product: perlucin-like
Exons: 3
Coding region: 65-619 (184 amino acids)
Source: RefSeq, a predicted model, not a curated record
UGCGGCUGAGCACUCCCAUUGGCGAGGCGAAAGUUGCAACGCCGAACCAGCAGCUCAACACAUAAUGAGGAUGCUAACCCGCCUGGCCAUUUUUGCGCUCUUAGCCGCCUCGAUAAGCGGCCAACCACUUCAGGGUAGGAGCCAGAAGACCGAACUUAUGGUGGCCGUGGGCAUACUGGAGGAACACGUGCAAGACAUCAAGCAGAAGGUGCUUGCCCUGCCGAACUCAGGAGCCCUAUGUCCGUACCCGUACAAGCAAGUGCUGGACGAGUGCUUCUUUCUGAGCAAGGUCAGCCUGAACUGGAACCAAGCGCGACAGUACUGCCAGGGCAUGCAGGGCGACCUGGCCACACCCAGGAAUGUCUAUGCACUCAAGUCCUUCAUCAUCGACACUGCGGGAGAAGUGACCGAGGCUUGGCUGGGAGCAACCGACCAGUCCUCGGAGGGAACGUGGAACUGGCUAGACGGCCGCCCCAUCGCCUCGGACUUUGCCGGCGGGCAGCCUGAUGACGCCGGAGGAAACGAGGACUGCCUUGACAUCAGGUUGAAGUGGCAUCCCACCCUCAACGAUUACCAGUGCGGAGUGGCUCAGCGUUUUGUGUGCCAGUACAAGGGUUAAUGAUUCAGAUUAUUUGUCCAGAGUUUUUUUUUUUUUUUUUUAAGAUUCGUGUACUUUUAUAGAAAAAAUAAAAGUGAGAAGACUUUUUCUUCUUCAAAAACA